AGGGUGGUUGGUGUCAGGCGAAUCCAUGUAGCUCCCCCAGCCCCUUCCUGGGAGCAUCCUAGAGAGACAGCGUGGAAACGCACGCGGCCCGGUGGUCCUGGGAGCGGCCAUGGUGCCCAGCCCCUCGGCCUCCCCCUGCCCUGGAACCCCAUGUCAAGCACCCGCGGACUCUCAUGUCCUCUUCUUACAGGACAGUGGGCGCUUUUCCUGCACCUUGGCCUCGCACUUCUUCUAGGCCUCCUCCGCCUCCCGUUUCUCCUCCUUGGCCACCUUGUAAGGCCACUCUGGUAUCCGCAGGUGGCCGCUGGCCUUUGUGCUGCCCUUCCGCGCCGACCUCUCGGGGCUGGAAGGUGGGCGCCGGCGCCAUGCUGAGGCUGACCUGGGGCACCACCACGCCGGCCACAAGCUGCUCCGCUGAAAGCCCUGCAGGGGCAGAGGCUGGCCUUCCGCGGGGCGGGGGUGGCGGAGCCCCAGGACCCCUGCAGCGGGGCAGGUGGGAGGCCGGCUCUUGCGGAGCAGUCCUGGGAGCCCGCGGCCGCUGGGCCGGGCCGCUUGGGGUGCUCUGCGCCCUCCGCUUGCCUGCCUCCUGCGCCCGCCUCCUCCCCCCACCCCCCGCCGCGCCGCCAGAAUUUGCUGCAGAGCCAGGAUUUCCUGCACCGCCAGCCGCCUCUUCCGCACGCACAGAGUGCUCUCGGGGGGUCAGUGUCUGGCACGCGAUGGCCACAGCGGGGCUGUUAGAGGCUCGUGGUCAUCCUGACCAUGUGAUCCAGGGCGCCCAGAUCCUCCCGGCGGCGCACUGAGCGCGGCGUCAGCGCGGACAGCUCGCAGUCCUUGAGCUUCUGCAGGCAGUUCUUGGAGACCUCGGGCUUCCGCGCCCUCUAGAGGAGCGGAGGCAGCUGAAGCUGGUACUUUUCCCUGAACGCUACAGGCAGGGGCGCACCUGGAGCCUCUGCAUGAAGCCAACGUGUAAAUGGCCAUUCCUCUGGCGACAUCCCACGACGGGGCCCUCGGGUGGAAACCCUCCCCUGCUAGCUCAGGGCUGGGAUGCGAUCGACCAGGCAUGGCGGCUUUCAACCCGAACGCGUCCCUCCUUCAAGGUCAAGACCCGGGACAUAGUUCAACAAGUAGUUGGUGAUUGAUGGUAGUGUGCCCUGACUGGGCCAGAACAGCCCCUUUAGUAAAACAGCGCAGGAAAGUGAUGAAACAGAUGCUCAGCUCCUUUCUUGAUUUUCAUUUUAAUUCCGUGAUGCCUCUGUGUCCCUCUGACGACAUCUCUCCCGGGAUCUGUGACUCUGCUGGUCUUCAAUGCCUACUGAGAAGGGUUCCUUGCCCUCAUCAGGCAUGAAAACCUCAAAGCCCUCUGCCCUCAAGGUGGGGUCCCUGGGCCAGCGGCAUCAGCCUCACCAGGAAACCUGUUCUUCUGCUCAAUCUUGGGCCCCACCCCAGGCCUAUUCAAAGAAAGACUCCAGGGGCAGGGCCUGGCAGCCUGUGUUUCCACCAGAUCUGUGUUAAAGCUCAAAUGAACCAGCCCAGGUGAUGCUGAUGCAGGAAGCGCAAGACUGAGAGGCAGUGUCUAAGGCAACUGUGUCCAUGGGGCCAGGGGCAGCUCCUGCCUGUGCAGCUAUGAUUAGGGCUGUGUUCCCCUCCCUGUCCUGCCAGUUGACCUCAAUGUGGGAGCACUCAGCUAAGGCCACCAGGGUCUAUCCACAAAGCCGUGAUAGCAGGCAACAUUAAGGCCAGUCCAGCCAUUGUGGUCAGUCUCCUGCGCCUUCUCAACGCUCACCCCACGCUGCACCAGCGUCCACAGCAGCUCCACGCCUCCGGGACGCCCUCCGGGACGCUCUCCACGCCCUCGACGCCGUGCUCCUCCUCGUACUGGAAAGGAUAAUUGUCCGGCCAGGGGCGAUGGC
This is a messenger RNA of Chlorocebus sabaeus (green monkey), 1910 nucleotides long. Lineage: Eukaryota; Metazoa; Chordata; Mammalia; Primates; Cercopithecidae. The record is from RefSeq and is a predicted model, not a curated record.